AGGUGGCGCAAAAGUAAUCCUCCUAUCAGAAAAUGCUAUAAAUUUUGCGAUUGGCCCCUAAUGUCAGUUCUGUUUUGACAUUUGUGUAGUAAAUACAUGCGAAAUACACGUUAAUAGACAAUGUUACGCCACACUGCUCCAGAACGCGGAAUAUUGCUGACUAUUUAUUUGACCAAUAAUCGGUCGGUGACUUUGGCACAACGUGAAUUUCGUCGCAGAUUUCCUGGCCGUCCAACGCCUACUGGUGAAACACUGCGACGUUUAGUCCCUCGCCUCGAAGAGACUGGCACAACACGAGAUGCUGCCAGGCGUGGCAGGACCCGGAGUAGCCGUUCUGCAGAGAAUAUUGCUGCUGUAGCCGAGGAUGUCAUGGAAGCGCCGUCGACAUCGACCAGACGACGUGCCACGCAAAUGGGUAUCAGUCGACGGUCUUUACAGCGAAUUUUGGUACAAGAUUUGAAGAUCUUUCCGACGGUGCAACGGCACACACUACACGUGCCAUAACCGAUAUGCUUAAGGAUGCAAUUCCCGGGCGCCUAAUCUCCCGUUUUGGCGAUUUGCACUGGCCAGCAAGAUCGCCUGAUUUGACCGCUCCAGACUUCUUUUUGUGGGGCUUUUUGAAGUCGCGGGUUUAUGUCAACAAGUCUCAGACUCUUGCAGCUCUUAAAUACAAUAUCCGUCAAGAAUGUGAGGACCUAUCGCCGGAAGUUUUGGCCAAUGUGAUGGAAAAUGCCAUAAAAAGGGCUCAAAUGACAAUCAACUGUGGCGGCGGCCAUUUACAUGACAUCAUAUUCUCGACUUGAUGUAAAAAAAACUAAAAGACCAAAUAAAAAUAAUCCACAAGAAGAAUCAAAGUUUUUAAUUUUUUUUUUAAUUACAGCCAAAAAACAUCGGAAGUUUACUUUUGCGCCACCU
Molecule: messenger RNA, 915 nt
Organism: Calliphora vicina (urban bluebottle blowfly)
Lineage: Eukaryota; Metazoa; Arthropoda; Insecta; Diptera; Calliphoridae
Exons: 2
Coding region: 121-504 (127 amino acids)
Source: RefSeq, a predicted model, not a curated record